Candidozyma haemuli is the source of this 3156-nucleotide messenger RNA. Its product is annotated as ATP-dependent RNA helicase. Bases 1 to 3156 code for a protein of 1051 amino acids. Gene Ontology annotation, biological process: RNA catabolic process; maturation of 5.8S rRNA. Gene Ontology annotation, cellular component: nucleus. The record is from RefSeq and is a predicted model, not a curated record. The transcript has a single exon. Lineage: Eukaryota; Fungi; Ascomycota; Pichiomycetes; Serinales; Metschnikowiaceae. Gene Ontology annotation, molecular function: RNA helicase activity; ATP binding; RNA binding.
AUGGACGGUGACGACCUUUUUGGCGUCUUUUCGGAGGCACCAGCCAAUUUGCCGAAAAAGCAGCAUGCUGAAAAACAGCACCAGCCCAAGCCCCAGCCCAAGAAAAGACCUGCUCCUCAGGAAAACCACGAAAACAAGAAACAGGAUAAGAAGAAGGACGAAAAGAAGAAAAACCCGGUUGUCAGUGAUGCCGUCGAGAUUGAAGCUUCCAGAGAAGUGGCUCCUUCGGCGGGUCUUCUUCCUGGUGCUGCCGAUAAAGAGGCAGAGGCUAAGUUGAAGUUGAAGCAUCAGGUCAGACAUCAGGUUGCCAUUCCUCCAGACUACCCAUACAUUCCUAUUGGAGAACACAAGAGAACGAACGAAGCCAGGACGUACCCCUUUACCUUGGAUCCUUUCCAGGAUACGGCCAUCUCGUGUAUUGACAGAAACGAGUCUGUGUUGGUUUCUGCGCAUACUUCUGCUGGUAAGACAGUGGUGGCUGAAUACGCCAUUGCCCAGUCGUUAAGAGAAAAGCAGCGUGUCAUCUACACCUCGCCAAUUAAGGCUUUGAGUAACCAGAAGUACAGAGAGCUCUUGGCUGAGUUUGGCGAUGUGGGUCUUAUGACUGGAGAUGUGACCAUCAACCCAGACGCUGGGUGUUUGGUCAUGACGACUGAAAUUUUGCGUAGUAUGUUGUACCGAGGCUCGGAGGUGAUGCGUGAAGUUGCCUGGGUCAUCUUUGACGAGGUGCAUUAUAUGAGAGAUAAGAAUAGAGGUGUGGUUUGGGAAGAAACCAUCAUUUUGCUUCCUGAUAAGGUGCACCAUGUGUUCCUUUCUGCCACGAUUCCUAACGCUAUGGAGUUUGCUGAAUGGGUGGUCAAGACGCAUAACCAGCCUUGUCACGUUGUUUACACCGAUUUCCGUCCUACGCCUUUGCAGCAUUACUUGUUUCCAGCUGCUGGCGAUGGUAUUCAUUUGGUGGUGGACGAAAAGGGUACUUUCAGGGAGGAGAACUUCCAGAAAGCCAUGUCGUCGAUUUCCAACAACAUCGGUGACGAUCCUGCUUCUGCUGAUGCCACUAGAAGCAAAAAGAAGGGUGAAACAUAUAAAGGUGGAGCCAAGGACGGCAAAAGCGAUAUCUAUAAGAUCGUUAAGAUGAUCUACAUGAAGAGAUACAACCCAGUCAUUGUCUUUUCGUUUUCCAAGCGUGACUGUGAGUCUUUGGCGCUCAAAAUGUCCAAGUUGGACUUUAAUACCGACGAAGAGCGUUCUGCAUUGACGAAGGUCUUUGAAAACGCCAUUGACGUCUUGCCUGAAGCUGAUAGGGAAUUGCCCCAGAUCAAGAACAUCUUGCCGCUUCUCAGAAGAGGUAUUGGUAUUCAUCAUUCUGGUCUUUUACCGAUUUUGAAGGAAGUCAUCGAGCUUUUGUUCCAGGAAGGUUUGCUUAAGGUGCUUUUCGCUACUGAAACUUUCUCCAUUGGUCUUAAUAUGCCUGCCAAGACUGUUGUCUUUACGUCUGUCAGAAAGUGGGACGGUCUGGGCUUCAGAUGGGUUUCUGGUGGUGAGUACAUCCAGAUGUCUGGAAGAGCUGGUCGUCGUGGUUUGGAUGACAGAGGUAUUGUUAUUAUGAUGAUUGAUGAAAAAAUGGAACCUCAAGUCGCCAAGGGUAUGGUUAAGGGUCAGGCCGAUAGGUUGGACUCUGCUUUCCAUUUGGGAUACAAUAUGAUUUUGAAUUUGAUGCGUGUGGAAGGUAUUUCUCCACAGUUCAUGUUGCUGAACUCGUUUUACCAGUUCCAGAACGCUGCUUCUGUGCCUAAGCUUGAACAGCACCUUCAGCAAUUGACUUUGGACUAUAAUAAUGUCACAGUUGAGGAUGAGUUCCAUGUCAAAGAGUACUAUGACUUGAAGAAGCAGCUUGAAGGGUACCAGGAGAACGUGCGCCAGGUUGUGACCCAUCCAGGCCAUAUUCUUCCGUUCUUGCAGCCUGGUAGAGUCAUCAAGAUCAAGAUUGGUGAAUUCGACUACGGUUGGGGAAUGGUUGCAUCUUUCACCAAGAGAUCCAACAAGAGAGAUCCUUCCCAGGCCUACACUGACCACGAGCUGUACUUGGUGAGUGUUUUCGUGUGCACGAUGUUUGUGGAUGCUCCAGUCAACUUAAUCAAAUCAUUUAACCCAGUCUUCCCUGAAGGUAUCCGUCCUUCCAACGAAGGCGAGAAGCUGAGAGCUGAAUACAUUCCUAUCACUUUGGACUCGAUCCAGGCCAUUUCCAGUGUUCGUUUGAAGGUUCCAGACGACUUCAAGAGCUCUACAGCCAAGAGAAACUUGGUUCGUACGUUGAAGGACUUGCCCAACAAGUUGCCAGAUGGUAUUCCUACCAUGGACCCUGUUGAAAGCAUGAAGAUCAUCGAUCCAGAGUUCAAGAUGUUGUUGCGUAAGAUUGACGUCUUGGAGAGCAAAUUGGCUACUAAUCCAUUGCACGAGUCUGACAGAAUCAAGGACUUGUACGCCAAAUACAGCAAUAAGGUGGAUAUCCAGAAGAGCAUUGAAGAUACCAAGGAAAAGAUCCUACAGGCACAAGCUGUCAUUCAGCUUGACGACUUGAAACACAGAAGAAGAGUUUUGAGAAAGCUUGGGUUCGUCAGUCCUGAUGAGAUCAUCGAGCUUAAGGGCAGAGUUGCAUGUGAGAUCUCCACCGGUGACGAGCUUCUUUUAACUGAGCUUAUAUUCAACGGUACGUUCAACGACUUGACGCCAGAGCAGUGUGCUGCGCUUUUGUCUUGUUUCGUCUUCCAGGAACGUGCUAAAGAGGUUCCUCGUUUGAAGCCUGAAUUGGCUGAACCAUUGAAGGCAAUGCAAGACAUGGCCACCAAGAUUGCUAAGGUGUUCAAGGAGAGCAAGAUUGAAAUCGCCGAGAAGGAAUACGUCGAGCUGUUCCGUCCAGAACUCAUGGAAGUGACGUACGCCUGGUGUAAAGGCGCCAAGUUUGCCCAGAUCUGUAAAAUGACCGAUGUCUACGAAGGUUCAUUGAUCAGAACGUUCAAGAGAUUGGAAGAGAUGAUCAGACAGAUGAUCCAGGCCGCCAAGACGAUCGGUAAUAUCGAGUUGGAGGAUAAGAUGGAGAAGGCCACAGAAAUGGUGCACAGGGACAUCGUUUCUGCUGCAUCCUUGUACUUGUAA